Messenger RNA from Rhagoletis zephyria (snowberry fruit fly), 408 nucleotides. RefSeq names its product cyclin-dependent kinase inhibitor 1C-like. The record is from RefSeq and is a predicted model, not a curated record. Lineage: Eukaryota; Metazoa; Arthropoda; Insecta; Diptera; Tephritidae.
AUGGCAAAAGUUCCGAAAUUCUUCGCCAUUGCCGCCUUCGCCGCCGUGCUGGCCUGCGCCUGCGCUGAUGUUUCCGAACUUGGCUAUGCCUACAGCCAACCCGCUGCUAGCGCUCCAGUAAGCUCUUACUUUGCACCAGCUGCCGCUGCUCCAGAGCCAGCCUAUGCUCCAGCUCCCGUCUAUGUUUCCGCUCCAGCACCAGCUCCAGUCUACCAAGCUGCCCCAUCCGCUCCCAUCUCAUCGUACAUUCCACCUGCUGCCACUGCACCUGAGCCAGUUUUCGUUUCUGCCCCAGCACCAGCUCCAGUCUACCAAGAAGCUGCUUCUGAGGUCUAUGAGCAACCCGCUCAAGAUGGGUACAGAUACCGUACCGUCCGUCGUCGUGUCUACAAGCAACGUCGUUACUAA